This is a messenger RNA of Monomorium pharaonis (pharaoh ant), 2015 nucleotides long. RefSeq lists its product as uncharacterized. Lineage: Eukaryota; Metazoa; Arthropoda; Insecta; Hymenoptera; Formicidae. The transcript has 6 exons. Bases 437 to 1780 code for a protein of 447 amino acids. The record is from RefSeq and is a predicted model, not a curated record.
AUCAAUUGUGUAAAUCUUUUAAUUUGUGAUUAUCAAUUUUCAGAACUCUAUAGAUUAUUACGUUUAGCUUUAUUCUUCGUAAUUAUCGUAUUUAAAGUCGUGAUGAAAAGAAAAAUUUGACAUGUAGCAAAAUGCAUUUUCGCAAUUGUUCUCCAAAUGCCUUUGUCGAAAAUACCAACAGAUUGUGACAUUUGACACAUCGCGUUGUCGGUAGACGUUAUGCAACUGGAUGCACCCAAUAAAUUAAAUCGCGAACUUGCAUUAUUAAAAGUGUCAGAAAAGCAGUUUGAGCAACAAUCAGCACAUCUCGCAAAUUGUGCAAUUGUAAACUUUUAUAAAUCAAAGUACAAUUGCCGUCAUAGCAGUAAGGUGCGGAAUCGCGCGCAACUUACAUGUGACUUAAAAUUUUUUAUUGGAUUAUUAUUCAUUACUCGACAUGAACAUCCGAUAUCAGUUUUUAUUAUUAAUUCAUAUGCUAUGCUGUGCUGUGACAAUUCAUGGCAUUUUAUUGGAUGCAAACGAUCCCGAAACAUGCAAUUUGCUGUGCGUACAAUGUAACGCUACUGCAGUAUUCGCGGACGGCCGCUGUGAAUGCAAUUUUACUGACAAUAAUGACGAAGUUUCAGGUACGGAAUGCAUACAGAGCAUACAAAAAGAAAUUCAAGCUAUCGAAUUGAAUAUGCUUUCCGACGAUUUGACAGACGAGGAGCGAAACGUACGUUCUAUUUUAAAAUACAGACGUCGUCUUAGACCGGGAGAUGCCGAGAAAGUGGCACAGUAUUUUAUCAAUGGAGGACCAGCAGCUGGUCACUCCCAUUUUGUCAGGGCGUUCAAUGCGGCUCGCGAUAGCGACGAUUCUUCUUCGACAAAUUCGUUUUCGGGCGUGGUUGAAGAAAGUAACCCCGAAGACGGAUUUCACAGUGCAUCGUUAACCAGUCCCGUUUCUUGGAAUACAUGCGACUCUCCGUUGUAUAUGGUAUCAGAAUCCGCACCCUCGUACGCGAGUCCGACCAUGCAAGGCGCAGAGAUGUAUCUUCCGACCCACCACUCAAGGACGAUGAAUCCAGCUAUCGCCUAUCCAAGAGGAUUUUACGAACCGACGGGUCUAUUGGAUUCAAUCGUUCAUCCACACGGAUUGCCUCUUCAUCACCCUUUAUUAAGAGCGGCCAGCCUUCCUGCACAUGUUUUGCAUCAUAUAUUACACCCUCAACGAGUGUACCAUCAUCAUCCUGUGUAUCAUCAUCACGUCAGAAAUUCUCGUUUCCCAUCGGAUAAAUCAGAUACAAACAUUGUUAGUCAACCAUGUGAAAAUAAUGGUGGUUCCACAACUUCCAGCCAUCUGACCGCUAAAAAUAAUGCAGAUGGGCCUACUGAGCAAAAUGUUCACGGCUCAACUGCUCCAUCACAGAUCCAUCCAGAACCAUACGUUACUCGCGCACAAAUUCCGUUUUAUCAAUCAAUGGAAUAUCAACCAGUGGAAUAUCAGAAUCACCCUUAUCAAUAUACUUCUUAUUAUAGUCCUUUUAUGAACAUGCUCCAUCCUAUCACUAAUGGCUAUGUUCUUCAACUUGCAUCACCCUAUGGAAGAGAUACAUCGGACCCGCUCAUUACUGCAAGUAAUCCAUACUCUUUUUGCGAAAACAACGCAAAUACUGAACAGAAAAGUGGAGUUUCAACAGCUGAUAAAACUCGUUUCAAUAAUGAAACAGAAAAAUCCAACAGUACAACUAAAAACAACAUUCCUCAAGAGAAAAAAUCUGAGAAAAACGAAACCGAUUAAUCAUAAGCAAGAUAAAUUAAACAUAUUGUAUUUAUUUAUCUAUCUAAUAUAUAAGCUUAAUAUUUUUUAAUGUUAUAUCGAAUUUGUACAGCAAGAACAAAAAUAGCAAUAUAAUUAUUAAAUUUAUUUUCUUCCUAAUGAGCAGUAUUAAUUAUAUAUCUUUAAAAAAAAUUCAACACUAACAUCAAUUCAUUUCAGCCAUUCUAUUUUAAAUAAACUAAAAAAUAUACACAUA